UCAUGGUUGCUGGAAAUUACAAUUUAAAAUGCAAUAAGAAUUUAGAAACUUGUCCGGCAGGACAUGAAAUGAGAGAAUGUGUCGAGGGACGACACUGUGUACAAUGUGAAGACACAUCUUACCAACCAAACAGUAACAAAUAUGGCGAUAAAUGUCGUCUAAGGAAGGUAUGUACACAACGUUUCAUGAAAUAUCAGCACCAUGGGAGUACCGUUCGAGACGCCGAUUGUAUGUGCUUUGAAGGAUACCACUUUGAAAAUGAGGACCAGAGGGCCUGCGUGCCCAACAGAGAAUGUGAUAAAGGUUAUGGGCAAGGACCCUAUGGUGUGUGUGAAAAUUGUCUUGCUAAAAAUAUGUAUUCAGAUGUAAAGGACAGAUUACAAGCAUGUAAACCAUUAAAAAAUUGUGAAAAGGUAUCUCGAUGUACAUUGAAGAAGAGUAACGGGACAUUUGACAAUGUCUGUGGACCUGUGAUGGAUGAUAUUGUCAACUGUGACAACUUGACAACAGAGAAGCCGAAAGUGGAAGAAUCUAGUAAUACGGCAAUCAUCGUUGGCUGUGUGAGUGUCUUAUUGUUUGUCGGGGUGAUAGUUGCAUUGUGUUAUUACUUUUGCUUCCAUCGACCGAGGUCACGCAGUCACAAGAAGCGGGCACCCACCCAGGAGGAGCUCGACGCCGUCGUCUCUCAGGUGAUAGAGAACGCGAAAAAAGAUGAAAAAUAUUGCAAACAAGCCUUAAAUACAUCUUGUACAAUUAUCGAGAACAAUAUAGGUCGACAGAUCUGGAGUUUACCACAAGAAUUGUUCCGUAAGCACUUCCAAGCUGGGAAAUAUGAAGUUAUAGUGGAAAAAUAUAAAGGGGAUCAACCUAAAGCGGCUGUGAAUGGCUACUUCAGAGAGUGGCGGAGUUGGAAAGAAGACAAAGCCGAGACAAUCACCGAUCUAUUCACAUGUCUAAAGACAUGUAAUCGAAUCGAUAUCGUCUACAUGAUAGCCACAAAGUUAAAUGAAAUCGACUCCCUCGAUGUUCCUGAGAAACUGUCUGACAAGGAAGACAGUCUACAGAAACAGAAGCCGUCCUACAUGGGUAGCCUGUUGUACAGCGUGUUUCCUUGUCUCGGCAAGAAGCGUCGCUACCCGUCGGAAGAGAAGGCCUCCGAGAAACCCGAAACCAUGAACAGGCUUUUGGACACGGAAAGCGGAGCGGAGCUGCAACACCAGACGCAACAGCCAGGGCUUCCACCGUUAGCAGCAGCAACAGAAGCACCGGAUGCACAACAGACGCUAAGUACAGCUGUCAUCAUACCACCGCAUGCACCGGUAAACUGCACGCCUUACCGUGCGUCUGCACCAAGUGCACCGAUCUUAGAGGACUUUGAACUUCAACAGCAGCAGCAACAACAGACUCUCUCUCAUCAUCCUCACUCGUCUUAUCCACAGCCACCACCACCACAGCAGAGUCUACAACAGCAGCAACAACAACAACAGAACCAGCUUCAUAGGCAGCAUCUUCCUACCCAUCAUCAUCACCACGCAGCAUAACACAGCGUGCAAAGAACAUGUCAUAUAUAGUCAGUGAUGACCAGACAAACAGACAGACAGACACACAAAACUUUCUUCCCCUGCCACCACCACCACCACCCCAAGACUCAGAAGUGAAUAAAUACACACACAUAUAUACACAUAUAUAUACAUAUAUAUAUAUAUAUAGAUAUAUAUAUAACAAAAUUUUAAAAAAAAGAUAUUUUGGAAAAAGAUGAGCAGCCCUUCCUCUGUUUUUCUCUCUCUCCCUUGUAAAGCUAUCUCUGUCUUCUCUUAAACACACACACACACACACUCUUCCAUACCUACAUAAUCUUGUACCCCUUGCUAAACUUUACUAAAGACUACCACCACUACUAUCACUGCGCUACAUCCAAUACUAUGACAUAGAACCACUGCCUGUGUUAACCACAAAACUAUAUAGCCAAAUAUUAACACUACCAAAAAAACUACAGACAGCCACUAUCACUACUACCAUCGCUGUAGCCUAUACUACAAAAAAAAAUCACUUAUAAACUACAACCACAACAUCAUCAAAACGACCAUCACCACUAAAACAACUGCCAAUACUACCACUAAAUAUCAGCUACUACAACCAAAACAGUUGCUACCACUGUAACCACCACCACCAUGGGAACUACCACCAAUACUGAUAGGACAAAUCCACAAAUACUACCGCCACAAUCAGCAACACAAUAACAGCUAUGGUAAUGAUGCUGUCACAACUGUAGCCUAUACCACCAUCACUACCACUACAUACCACAACAAUCACCUCUACUACUAUUUCUACUACCGCCAAUACAGUGAAAAAAUACCAAGCCAGUGGAUAAUCUCUUAAAAGGAAAACUAAAGAGAAAUAAGGGUCAUUCCUUCAAAUUGGGAUCACUCCUUAAUCCCCAUAUUUGAAAUAUAUUUGUUUUUUGGUUGUUUUUUGUUUU
Molecule: messenger RNA, 2479 nt
Organism: Octopus sinensis (East Asian common octopus)
Lineage: Eukaryota; Metazoa; Mollusca; Cephalopoda; Octopoda; Octopodidae
Exons: 9
Coding region: 3-1541 (512 amino acids)
Source: RefSeq, a predicted model, not a curated record